AUGGUCGAUUUUCCAUCCACGAUUCCACCCGUCCACGAAGUGCAAUCGUGGUGCAAAUCGCAGAAGUCAAUCAUUAUCCUGAAAUUAACCCGCUAA
Molecule: messenger RNA, 96 nt
Organism: Cladophialophora immunda
Lineage: Eukaryota; Fungi; Ascomycota; Eurotiomycetes; Chaetothyriales; Herpotrichiellaceae
Exons: 2
Coding region: 1-96 (31 amino acids)
Source: RefSeq, a predicted model, not a curated record